Malaya genurostris is the source of this 1242-nucleotide messenger RNA. RefSeq lists its product as uncharacterized. The record is from RefSeq and is a predicted model, not a curated record. The transcript has 3 exons. Bases 117 to 785 code for a protein of 222 amino acids. Lineage: Eukaryota; Metazoa; Arthropoda; Insecta; Diptera; Culicidae.
CAGAUUCGUGAAGACGUACACUGAGCGGUGAAGAACAGUUACCGAAGGUAGAAUAACGGUGUUUUGAAGAGCUCCAGAAGCGUUUAUCGAAAGUGGUUCAACAUUCAUUCGAAAAUAUGAAGAAAAUACUUCUAACCAGUGUGCUUCUUGCAGUGAUGUUUUGGGAGGCUAAAACAGAAGAAAGUCUUUUCGAGCAAGAUCUGGGUGACCAGUUCAAGAUCGAUGCUUCGACGCGAGGUGUGCAAAAAGUUAAUCUCCGCUGCGGUGCCGAUUCGAUGAGAAUUGAACUGAAGACCGAGGAAGACUUCGAUGGUGUUAUGUAUACGAGGGGAAGCUUCUAUAAGCAGAGUGAACCGUGUUUCGUCAAACCGAAGCGUGCAGGAAAAUCGUUGGAGAUGAAAUUUAACCUCGACCAGUGCCAGACAAUCAACGAGGGUGAAGUGUACUCGAACAUCGUUGUAGUUCAGCAUGAUCCCGAUCUGGUAACUCCGGGAGAUGCUGCGUUUGCCGUAGAGUGUGACUUCCGGAAGCCACGUGGGGUAACCGUUAGUUCUCAGUUCCAGGCUAGAGAUAGUGUUACACCUACAUCGCGCAUCACACUGACAAGUCCAGAUCCUUCGGCACCCACGCAAGAACACAACGAGCACAAUUCGGUUUAUAGUGACUCGGAUACAGUUUCGUUCGUGCCGGGCCACUUCGCGAAUCAAACCGCUGACGGAAAGCGAGUGAAGGGCUCGGUGGAGACGGUCGAAAUUUCAUCUAACAGAAUCACUGAUGAACUCUGAACCAACAAAUAGCAUUAUUUAUUGAACCAUUAUUUAUUCGAUUCUUACUAAUUCUGAUUCUCCUAUUUUUCAGGCCUGUCUUACAGAAAGUUAACGCCACUCCCUCCCAUCCUUCUGAGAACUAAUACUUUUUUUCCGAAGUACACUAUUAGUUCUAAUCCGAUAGAAUGCCAAACAGGACUGAUUUCCAUGUGCACGUGAAAAACGUAUUUUAUUUGCAAGAUAUUAGCAUUAUCUGUUAACUAAUUAUACUAACCCGUAUUACCAGAGCAUGCCAAUGGUAGCUGAUAGUUUCUAGUAUUUUAGAGGGUAGAAUAUAGACUAGAAUCUGAGUGUUAUUAUGAAUAGGAAUGAUCGAAACGUGUCACUGUUGUAAGCUGACAUAUGAAGCGCUUAAUAAUGAAUUUACUUGAUGCAUGCGUACAUUUGUGUGAAUGGGAAUGUUACCGUAACAGUA